AUGUCAAGCAUUAAGACAUCGUGGUCUGACCCUAACACCUACAAGAACGACCCAACAACCAAGGCUAAAUGCGAGCAGGCGGUUAAAAGCGCCAGCGAAACUACCAGUGCCGUCAAGCGCGGGGCAACCGAUGCGAUAAUUAAGGGCGGUAUUCACCAGAGCCCCUCGGACAGCAAGAAUCACCUCACUGUCGAGUAUAAGAAGAACGGCACUCACGUUACUACGAAACAUGUUCAUACCUAG
Messenger RNA from Psilocybe cubensis, 243 nucleotides. RefSeq lists its product as uncharacterized. The coding region runs from base 1 to 243 and encodes 80 amino acids. The transcript is spliced from 2 exons. The record is from RefSeq and is a predicted model, not a curated record. NCBI's taxonomy places the organism in Eukaryota, Fungi, Basidiomycota, Agaricomycetes, Agaricales, Agrocybaceae.